UACAGAGGACGGCACAUGCCUGAACACAUAGCGGUGGUGCUGUCUACUUUACUUUCGCGAAAACGAUAAUCGUCAACGGCCUGGAGUAUUUAUCAGGUACCGGCUGUAUACAUUGCCGCUUGUUUCACGGCAUCGAGGUGAGAGACUGUUCACAUGUCGUGGUGUCGAGACAGACGCGGCUGGCGUAAUGCCGCGUCAAUCAGUGGAAUGGGCAUCGAGGUGAGAUGCAGUGUUCAAAGUCCAGGAAAGAGAUGCGAAGAGCAGCAUGGUGAUGGUGAGCGUUUCGAGAUACGAUGCGGUGAAACGCUGUAUGAUGGGCGGUUCAUUCCCUGCGAUCAAUUUGGCAACACAGUACAGCCAGAUUUCCAAGUAUGGUCCAGGACUUGCGAGGCGUAGCCGUACGUGGGAAUGUCCGACGCUCAGAGAACUUCGUGGUGUUCCACGGAUAGAC
Messenger RNA from Neohortaea acidophila, 451 nucleotides. RefSeq lists its product as uncharacterized. Bases 154 to 396 code for a protein of 80 amino acids. The record is from RefSeq and is a predicted model, not a curated record. NCBI's taxonomy places the organism in Eukaryota, Fungi, Ascomycota, Dothideomycetes, Mycosphaerellales, Teratosphaeriaceae. The transcript has a single exon.